UAAAAUAAGGAAAGCUAAAUAAAUGAAAAUAAUAUUAUUUGUUUUUCAACAAAUCACGACAACCAGAUUAAGAAAGCUGGUUGCUACACAACAAUUUUAUCCGAGGAAAACUAAAUAUCUAGUAAUUUUUUUUCAAAGCUGACAAAAUAUGCCUCCAAAGCCAAAACUCAGCAAGGCUGAAAAGGAGAAGCUGAAAGCAGAGGAGGAUUUGAGGAAAGCAGCGGAAGAAGAGGAACUAAAGAAAAGGGAAAAUGAGGAAAAGAAAGACAGACGAGUCGAAAUGACUCAACUGAAUGCCAUCCUGCAAAGCAACAGAGAGGCACUUCAGAAUCUCCACAAUGAAAGACGAAAACAAAUGAAGUGGAACCGGUACAUGAGAUGUGAUGGUUCUCCCGACCCCACAAACCAAGGGGAGAUAAAUACAUACAUUAAUCUUAGAUUGGAAGACACUGCACAUGAUGAUGUUGAAUCUGUCUUCAAAGCCAGUGAAUUAGACACAAAGCUAAUAAUGGAACUGAACUUUUUACUGGAGGACACACCACCAGAAGAAAUAACGGACAGAGAAAAGUAUCUGUACAAUCAAAUAAAGGAAGAGUUACAGGCCUUGAUUAAAAAGAAGAUGGAUUCUGCCACGCUCCAGUUGUUACAGGAGGCAACAGACCGUGCCGACUCGGAGACCUUUAACCUUCAGUUUGAACACAAGAGUCCUGAUGUGUGCCUCAGUAUCUGGGGAAAUCUCAGUAAAAAUCCCAGAAUUAAGUCAUUUGAGUUUGCCAAGCAGGGACUGACAUUUGAAAUUCCCCGAGUGUUGUGUUUGUCUGACUGUGCUAUUCGUGUUCUGGAUCCUAAAUAUGACCACUAUUCACCUACAUGUAAAAGCUUCUAUCCAAGACAAAAGGUCAAAAAAGUUGAGGCCCCUGUUGAGGAACCCCAGCCAGAGGAAGGGGAGGAGAAAAAGGAGGAGAAAAAGGAGGAGGAAAAGAAAGAGGAGGAGCCAGAGGAAAAAGAGAAGGAACCAACAACUGGAGAAGGAAACAAACCGGAUCUAAUGGCUGCUCUGGCUGAAUUAGAGGAUGGACCAAAAGAAGAAGAGGAAGAAACAGAGAAGAAGGAGGAAGAAAAAGAGGAAGAUAUUGAGGAAUAUGAGGAGCCUAAAACUCCUGAGCCUCUGGAGUGGGAAGAUUUUGAAGAGGAUGAAGAUGUGGUGGAUCUAAGAGCUAAUGAUAUUGUGGGGGGUGUAUUCCACUUUGAUCUUAUGGCACUCCCUCCCCAACCCAAAACCAUGAACAAAUGGAUCGUCACUAGAUUGGUGGAUCCCCCAGAAAUCGAGUACAUAGAUUAUGUAGCUGACUCAGUCACACAGAUGCCCAAGGAAAACCAGAGUAGUGGUAAUACCCCAGUCCAAGGGGAGAAGAGAGAUGAUAAACCACCCAUAGGAAUUGCAAUGAAACUUCCAAGUCAUGUGCUGUUUUCUGAGGAGCCCCUCAUUGCUCGCUGGGAUUACAAGAAGAAAUACUGGAGACAGGAUGGAUUUACAGAUAUGAGCUAUGAUGAAGAUAACAGGAUUUUCUCCUUUAAGACGGCGUACUUUGGACUUUUCGCCCUCCUUCAGGACUCCCACCUUAACAUGCCGUUCCAGUCCUGGGAGCUCCGCCCACAUAAAACUAAUGCCUGUGUCCUCACCAUUAUAGCAGCCAUCGUAGAAGUGGAAAUCGAAAUAAAGAGUUAUAUAAAUUUGUUCCCAGCUGAUGACUCCUCCAAAUAUGUCAGCAUUCAAAACAAGAAUCCUAUUGUUACAAACUGGCUGUAUGAACAAAUGGCACUGCUGUCGUCUGCGAUGGCCUUCUCCUGGUCCAAGUGGAACAGCGAGAUGGAGACAAGUGAUAAAGUUUUGUUCCAGGGAUCUGAAGCUCUGGAGGAUGAACCGCUGCUGGAGGAGGACUGGGGUGUUUACAUGGCCACGAAGAAGAGAUGCAUGAAGCUCCGCUGUACAGAGUUUGAUGAAGAGUUCUCAGAGGAGUACGCUGAGGGAACAACAUUCCGCUCCAACCUGUACCAUACCGUGUUGACUCAGUGCUCUGAGGAAGCCAAGGAGAGAAUCAACAACUCCAGUUAUCAGUACGUGGACUGUGUGGAGCAGAUACUGAAGGCUACUAAAGUACUCACAUACUCCUAAUGAAGACUUUCAUACUCCUAAUGGAGAGCUGCGUAAAGGGAGACAACUUCUAUUCAAAGACUUGCAUAGUGUGAAAAUGUGGGGAGGCAUCUGUGUACAAAGGCGAAAGCUGUUAACAUGGAUAUGUCUUUUCAUGAUAUGAUUCUUCAUACAUGUAUUUUAAUUUUGAUAUGUUAAACUGUGUUUUGAAUGAAGAAAUUUACUUGUGUCUUAUUUCAAAAGUUAAAAACUCAAAAAAAAAAUGUGCUUUAAACAGGAAAACUGUUCAAUUGUGAUAUGCUCU
Molecule: messenger RNA, 2459 nt
Organism: Saccostrea cuccullata (small rock oyster)
Lineage: Eukaryota; Metazoa; Mollusca; Bivalvia; Ostreida; Ostreidae
Product: dynein axonemal intermediate chain 7 homolog
Exons: 20
Coding region: 149-2176 (675 amino acids)
Cellular component (GO): axoneme
Molecular function (GO): beta-tubulin binding; microtubule binding
Source: RefSeq, a predicted model, not a curated record